Messenger RNA from Arctia plantaginis, 2106 nucleotides. Lineage: Eukaryota; Metazoa; Arthropoda; Insecta; Lepidoptera; Erebidae. The record is from the annotation of a GenBank genome assembly.
AUGUACUCCGGCAAAGAUGCCGCAAAUACUGCUUAUCCCACGCAGUGGGCACUUAAUCCCACUGCAUAUCAAAAUAUAGAUUCUAGUCAAGUUGAUUGGGCAGCUUUAGCACAACAAUGGAUUGCAAUGAAGGAGGCCGCAGCGAUUGUGGCUGUGCCGCCUGCGCCACCUGCCAAGCCCGAAGAAGAAGGCGAAGCGCCGAUGGAGGUUGAAAAUCCAGACACUAACUCUGAUGGGCCGAUACCUCCGGGUGCGGAGUGGAACUCAUCUACAAACUCUUGGGGCGGAUGGAAUAAUCAAUGGGGUUGGGCUUGGUCGGGCUCUGGGCCUACAGAUUCCAAAAUAACACCAGACUCAGCUUUAGGUAUAUCACCAUUGCUUGAGGGAUAUGUGCCACCAGAAGGAGCGGCUUCAAUGCCAGGUUACACGACUGGUACGCCAGCACCGACGUUUCAGCAUGGGUACUGGACAGCACCGCAAGCGGAGCAAGCCAAUAGCCGUAGCAGCAGCUUAAGUAGAGACCGACGAUCUAAGAGCAAAAACAGAGAACAUAAACCCAGAAAUUCCAGAUCCCAAAGAGAAAAAGCGCCAGUGAUACCAGCGGUGAUAGAACCAUUAGUAAUGCCAACAGCGAUUCCAAGUGCUACUAUUGACGCAGCUAAGCGAAGACAGCUUCCAGCGUGGAUUAGAGAAGGUUUAGAAAAAAUGGAACGUGAAAAGCAGAAGGCGAUAGAGCGGGAACAAGAGAAGAGAGCAAGGGAAGUAGCAGAGAAAGAAAAGAAAAGGCUGGAAGAAGAGGAAUUAGAAAGAAUGAAAGCAGAGGCCAGCGGCCAACCUGUUCUUCCACCUAAGAGCAAAUUUGAAUCAGAUUCAGAAGGAGAAGAAGGCCAAGAAGAAGAGAAGGAAAACACGACCCUAUCAAGUCCAGUGAAACAGGAACAGGAGGAAGAAUCAAUAAAGGUAAAGCAAGAGAGGGAGGAAUUGCCCCCACUCGUGAAGAGGAGUAAAGAGGAGAUUAUGCAAGAAGUGAUGCUUGCAGUACGACGAUCGCUCACGGAAAUCCUACUAGAGGUGACCGACCAGGAGAUCCAAACGGUGAGCCAGGAAGAAUUGGCCCGAUAUACCGCCUUACAAGCAUCGCGUCUCAACGCUAUGAAGGCGAGCAAGUCCAAGGCACUCGCUGCUAUCGCCAGUGGGCUCGGGCUGGGAGCGUACGAGAGCAGUAGCGAUGAGAGCGGAGAUGAAGAUGAGCAGAAUGACCUCUCCGACCAUCAGCUGCAGGAGAUAAUCAAACGCAAACGGUUAGACUUCGAGCGUACAUCGCGGGAGAUAGAGGCGGAGGUGCGGCGCGCAGAGGCGAGAGAAAACGAAGAACAGCCCAUGACUCCCACACAUGCCACCCCAGAGCGGCCAAACCGAUCACGUUCCUCUGCAACGCCGCCACCAGUGGAAAGUGAAACGCCGACGAAGGUACCUGCACGUCGUAUUUCGAAAGAUAGGCGUAAUAGUUAUAAAACUGUAGAUAAAGUAGACGGGGUUAGAAAAUUAGAAUCUAUCUCUGAGGAGAAAACGAGAAAAUCGAAUAAAAGACAUCACACCCCCAGUCCAAAUUUAAAGUCGAGCAAAACCAACAAUAAAGAGAGCUCGACGACGUCCUCCGACUCCGAGGAAGAUUCCUCGUCUAGCUCGAGCGAACGGUCGUCGGAAACGGAUCCGGAGAUCGAGUCGGAAACCAAAGCGAAAAAACGGAGACGCAGAAAUUCCAGCUCCAGCGGUUCCCGUAAAAAAUCCAAAAGAGUCAAACACAAAAAAGAGAAGUCGUCACGGGCGGACGAGAAACGAUACUCCAAGUCUAAGUACUACGACGAGUACGAGAGAUCCGAGAAAUCCAGAUCGAAGAGGAAGGACGACCACUACGAUAAACACAAAUCUUCCAAGAGCAGGGACUACGACCGGCACAAGGACAGGUACCGGGAGUCGUCGGAGGAGCUGCGGACGCGCUCGUCGUCGCGCCGCCCGCGCCGCGACAGGCACGACAGGCACGAUAGGUUACCGCUGCCACAGAUGGAAACAACGAUUGAGCCGCGCAUCAUAUGUAAAUAUUAG